UAAGAAAUGAAGCUGUCAUUUGAAUUUGACAGUCCGGAAAACGUGUGUCUCGCCCUGUUUGUUUUUCCAGAUUCUUAUUGCGUUUUUAUGAAAAAUGGUUUCAGUACAGCAGAAACCUGUGUUCCGGGACUUGACAGCUGAGGACCCGGACCCAGAGGUCACUGAAAUUGAGUCCUUAUGUAUGAACUGCCACGCAAACGGCACCACGAGGCUCCUCCUCACCCGCAUCCCGUACUACAAGAAUGUAGUGCUGAUGUCGUUCUCAUGCGAGCAGUGCGGGUAUGAGAACAACGAGAUACAACCAGGUGGGGCGUUCGCUGAGAUGGGAGUCAGAUGGAAACUUCGAGUGACGGAGCAAGUGGACCUGAACCGGCAGGUGGUGAAGAGUGACUACACCUCUGUGAGGAUACCGGACCUCGACUUUGAGGUCCCCGCGCAGAGUCAGAAGGGAGAGGUAACAACAGUGGAAGGCAUAGUCGCGCGCGCCAUCGCGGGGCUCACGCAGGACCAGGAGGCUCGCAGGGCGGAGCACCCGGCCGCGGCGGCGCAGAUAGACCAGUUCGUGGAGAGGCUGCGGCGGCUGCGGACGUUAGAGGAGCCGUGGACGCUGGAGCUCGAGGAUAUUAGCGGCAACACGUUCGUGGAGAACCCCGAGGCCCCGCGCCGCGACCCGCGCUGCGCCCGCGCAGACUUCCAGCGCAGCGCGGACCAGGAUCACGCGCUCGGGAUCUUCACACACGAGGAGGUGUCCCCCCCGGGCGCCGCCCCACCAGGCAGCUACGAGCGGCUGGCGGCCGACGACGUGAUGCAGUUCCGCACCAACUGCCCGGAGUGCAACGCGCCCGCAGACACCAACAUGAAGGUCACACAGAUCCCCCACUUCAAGGAGGUGGUGAUAAUGGCGACCACGUGCGACGCAUGCGGCCACCGCACCAACGAGGUGAAGAGCGGCGGCGGCGUGGAGCCCCGCGGGGUGAGGUACCGCGUGAGGGUCGCGGGCAGGGGGGACUUCAGCAGGGACAUCCUUAAGUCGGAGACAUGCUGCAUGUCAAUUCCUGAGCUGGAGCUGGAGGUGGGCGGGCGCGCGCUGGGCGGGCGGUUCACGACGGCCGAGGGCAUGCUGGAGGCCACGAGGGACCAGCUGCGGGACUGCCCCGGGGCCGUGGGGGACGCGCCUGGCCUCAACCAGGGCGGGCUGCAGCAGUUCAUAGAAAAGCUGAAUGAAGUCCUGGAGGGCAAGCGGGCGGUGACCAUCGUGCUGGACGAUCCCGCCGGAAACUCAUACGUGCAGAGCCUUAAUGAUGACGACCCCGACUCGCCUGAUGAUGGUCUGAAGAUAGAACGCUACGAGCGCACCUACGAACAGAACGACGAGCUUGGCCUCAACGACAUGAAGACAGAAGGCUAUGAAGAAAGCUAGGUGAAGUAACCUGCCGUGAAGAAAACCGAGUGAAGAAGUACUGUUGUAUUAAUUCCAUCAAUUUGUUUGUAAAUAAGUAAAUAAAUGCGUCGGUAGAUAAUUGUA
Molecule: messenger RNA, 1525 nt
Organism: Pectinophora gossypiella (pink bollworm)
Lineage: Eukaryota; Metazoa; Arthropoda; Insecta; Lepidoptera; Gelechiidae
Gene: Zpr1
Product: zinc finger protein ZPR1
Exons: 10
Coding region: 95-1420 (441 amino acids)
Cellular component (GO): cytoplasm; nucleus
Molecular function (GO): zinc ion binding
Source: RefSeq, a predicted model, not a curated record